GCCGGGGACCCCGACCCCAGGCCGACGCGGGGUCUAGGCGGGGCCGGCAGCCGGCGCGGCCACUGCCCGCCGCGGUGGUGUCCUAGCCUGGGUGGGGAGCCGACCGUCUGAGCCUUCCCGGGCGCCGUACUGCCCCUCCUGGCCUCGGGCCCCGCCAAAUGCGACUGUCCGGCCCCUUCACCUCUGGACUUGGGGCGAGGGGCAGCUGCUGGCUUUCUCCCCGCCCCCACAGGGGCCCCGCGGGGUCCGCGGAGCCACGCCCCUCUGCUCGGCCCCGAAACGCCCGGGCGGCGGCGUGUCGCUCACGUGACACCAGCGUCUUGCGCGUCCUUGCCGGGCAACCGUCCUAGAGACCAAGCCCGCCGUCUGCCGCAGCAUGGAUGUGAUCUACCCCCUGGCGGUGCCCAGGGGUCGCAGGCUCUGCUGUGAGGUGUGCGAAGCCCCGGCCGAGCGGGUGUGCGGGGCCUGCACAGUCACGUAUUACUGUGGCGUGGUUCAUCAGAGAGCUGACUGGCGCAGCAUCCAUGAGAAGAUAUGUCAGCUGCUGAUUCCCCUGCGCACGUCCAGGCCCUUCUACAACUCGGAGGAAGAGCGGCAGCACGGCCUGCAGCAGCUGCAGCGGCGCCAGAAGCACUUGAUUGAAUUCUGCUACACUGUAGCCCAGAAAUACCUCUUUGAAGGAAAAUAUGAAGCUGCUGUUCCAGCAGCUUUGCACUCUCUUCGCUUCCGCAUGAACGUGCAUGGCCUGAGUUCAGUAGAGCUGGUGCCUGCCUACCUGCUGUUGGCCGAGGCGAGCCUUGGUCUGGGCCGCGUCGUCCAGGCCGAGGAGUACCUGUCUCAAGCGCAGUGGGCGGUCCUCAAAUCAACGGAAUGCAGUUAUGCCACCCAGUCUCUACUGCAUCGGAACCUGGGGCUUGUCUGCGUGGCCAAGGGAAACUGUGAGGAAGCCCGGGACCACCUGGCCAAUGAUAUUUAUUUUGCCAGUUGUGCAUUUGGAACAGAGCACAUCAGGACCUCAGGAGGCUACUUCCACCUGGCUAAUAUCUUCCACGGCCUACAAAAGUUGGAUCUGGCAGACACACUGUACACCAAGGUCUCUGAGAUCUGGAAUAAAUAUUUGAACGAUCGCUAUGAAGUCCUCUCCCAGGCUCGCAUCCAACAACUAGAUCUCCUGGGCAAACGAUUUGAAACGGACACCGGCUUGGAUGAAGCCCAGGAAGCAGAAGCCAUUCAAAUCCUGACUUCAAUCUUGACCAUCCGAGAAGCUACAUCUGGCAGAGCCCCCCAGAAAACCAUCUUUGUUCUAAAAAUCCUGGCCAUGCUUUACUACCUGAUGAUGGAUUCUUCAAAGGCACAGGAGUACGCCCUUAGGGCCUUCGACCUAGCCAAAGAACAGAAGCUCAGUGUCUGGGAACAAAACAGCAUUCAAGAUGUACUCAACCUCAUCUCGGCUGAGGAAGCUCAUCCCAUUGCUCAGCCACCCGGGAGCUCCAGGUGGGGGCUCGUCAAGGGCUCUUGAGCAGCUAAUGUUUCCCAGCCUUGCAGCUGCUCUGAGGUGCUAAGACUUGCUGCAGCGCCUGCCCUGCUCCCCUGGGACGGCACUCCUAGCUGCGUUUUUAUUGUUACACAGCAGAUGCUGGGGAAUAUAGGGCUUUCGGCAUAGCGAUCAGUAAACCUCUUGUUUAUCA
Molecule: messenger RNA, 1688 nt
Organism: Phacochoerus africanus (Common warthog)
Lineage: Eukaryota; Metazoa; Chordata; Mammalia; Artiodactyla; Suidae
Gene: ZMYND12
Product: zinc finger MYND-type containing 12
Exons: 8
Coding region: 377-1519 (380 amino acids)
Molecular function (GO): protein binding
Source: RefSeq, a predicted model, not a curated record